Cynocephalus volans (Philippine flying lemur) is the source of this 1615-nucleotide messenger RNA. It is a transcript of the gene EFHD1, whose product is annotated as EF-hand domain family member D1. The record is from RefSeq and is a predicted model, not a curated record. The coding region runs from base 40 to 771 and encodes 243 amino acids. Gene Ontology annotation, cellular component: mitochondrial inner membrane. Gene Ontology annotation, molecular function: calcium ion sensor activity; calcium ion binding. NCBI's taxonomy places the organism in Eukaryota, Metazoa, Chordata, Mammalia, Dermoptera, Cynocephalidae. The transcript is spliced from 4 exons.
CGCCGCCCGCCCGGUCCCCGCGUCCCCCGAUCCACCGCCAUGGCCAGCGAGGAGCUGGCGCGCAAGCUGCAGCGCCGGCUGUGGCUCGAGCAGGCCGAGGACGGCGGCCCCCCGCCCGCGCCCGGCGUCGCCCCGGCCCCCGAGCCCGAGCCCGAGCCCGAGCGCGAGCCCGAGCCGCCCGCCCGGGAGCCGCUGGCCAGCGCCGACGCCGAGCUGAGCGCGCGGCUGAGCCGGCGGCGGGACAUCAGCGAGGGCGCGGCGCGACCCCGCCGCAGCACGGUCUUCAGCCCCUGUACGGAGUUCCCGGAGUUCAGCCGCCGCCUCAUCAAGGACCUGGAGAGCAAGUUCAGGCGGUAUGACGCCGGACAGGACGGCUUCAUUGACCUGAUGGAGCUGAAGCUGAUGAUGGAGAAGCUGGGGGCCCCCCAGACCCACCUGGGCCUGAAGAGCAUGAUCAGGGAGGUGGACGAGGACUUCGAUGGCAAGCUCAGCUUCCGGGAGUUUCUGCUCAUCUUCCACAAGGCCGCGGCCGGGGAACUGCAGGAGGACAGUGGGCUGAUGGCGCUGGCCAAGCUCUCCGAGAUCGAUGUUGCCGUGGAGGGUGUCAAAGGUGCCAAGGACUUCUUUGAAGCCAAGGUCCAAGCCUUGGCAUCUGCCAGCAAGUUUGAAGCAGAGUUAAAAGCAGAGCAAGAUGAGCGGAAGCGGGAGGAAGAGGAGAGGAGGCUCCGCCAGGCAGCCUUCCAGGAGCUCAAAGCCACUUUCAGUACAUAGUCCUGCCGACCUUGACCCCCGUCCACCACUGUGCCUCACAGAUGCCCGGGAGGAGAUUGCCAGGCAUCCUCACCCUGCCGGCCCCUCCCUGAAGGAGCCUCACACCCCCUGCCCAAUGCCAACCCCUCAGCUUCACACGGGGGCCGGGGGCCGCUCUCACUCAUCCCCGGGUCUGAGCCCCAGCAAGAGGGUCCUGGGGUGGCCAAUGCCCUGCUCAUCUCCUCACUCUUGGUCAGAUUCUGCCACUUGCUUUUGCAUCGUCUGUCCUUUAGUGACAAUGGGGCUUACGGGAGGCCAGGGUGGACCGCUGUCUGUCCCCUGUCCAACAGGGGGAAGGGGCGCACAGCCGAGAUGACGCCGAGUAGAGACAGAAAGUUCUGUUCCUUCCUGUCGCCUUUCUCCUGGCUCCUUAGCAUCGCCCCUAGGCCCACCAUCUUCAUCCUUCCUCCACCCUUGUCUUCCCAUUUCAGCCUUUUCUCCACUCUUAAGUACUAUGCUGCUUGACUAUAAGGAUGCAAGAAUAAUUAGAAUAUUAAGGAGUAGAGGAAUUCUUGUUAACUCUGACUAUGCAAAUUAUAUUACAACGAACACCUGACAUUCCCAAGUGACAAAUCCAGGGCUUUUCAAAAUCCCAAAAGUCAUGGCCAUCCCCAUCAUCUAGCUAGUUUCCAGCAUCUGCUCCAAGGUAUUGAGGUGAAGAUGUUCUUACCCCAGUACAGAUUUUUAUACCUUGAGAGUUCUUGGAGUUGCUUAUAAAUAACAGGGGUUUGUUGUAUUUUUUUUUAAAAAAUUCCUAAUGUCAUAUUUAUUUCUUCUCUUUUGUAACUGCUGUCUUUAUGAUAAA